CGCCGCUCGGUGCCACCCGGGCUCGCUGUGUCCCCACACCACGGUGGCACCCAACCAUUUUGUCCCCGUUCCAGAGCAGGAGCAGUCCCUGCUCAGCUCUGCCUGUGACCACUAGAGGUCUUGUGCUUCCCUGCACGAGCUGCUCUCCGCUCCGUGCUGCUGGGCUUUAUUUAUUUAUUCCUACGCGAGCAGAGCCAGCACACCUCUUGCAUACAAAGAGUGAAUUUACAACCCAAAGGAGCUAUCGUACAUUCUUUUGGAGUAACCUUAGUGCUAGUGAGAGCCUUGCCUACUUUUUAAGGCUAAGAAGACUCAUUUUCUGCAGGUAAACCACAAGAUUUCAGGAAAUGCUUUCUGCUCUUCUGCUUUUUCUGGUUAUUCAGCCUGGACCUCUGUCCUGUUUACAGAACUGAGGCAACCCCUUGGACAUGAUCUGCCUUGUGUUUGCAAGAAUGGUAGUAACAGUUAGACAUCAAUAACUUUUCUCACUGAAUCCCUCUGGAUGCUGUAUUUUGCCCUGGUCAUAAGUGGUGACAUUUUCUUUACCUCUUUGGGAAGAUUAGUUUCAACAAAACAUUAAAAAGAUGGCUGAGGAAGAAAAACUGUCUCUAAAGAAAGUAAUUCAGUUCAGUUUUAAUGGAUAUAUUCCAUCAGUACAACUAUGCAUCAGAAAUGAAAAUGCCCCCAGAAGUUAUUAUGCUUGUUUAGACAACAUGCAAAUAAAACACAUGUGACUGGUCCAUCAGGAAAAAAUACAAACUGGAUCCCUAAUGGAGAGCUGCUGUCACAUGAGAGCCUCCAGGAAAGCCAUAGACUCGACCUUACCUUUAAAUUAGCUCACUGCAACAGCCUGCUGCAAUUUUGUAAUACAAAGACCAUGUCAGCUGCAGGUAAAAGGAUUUCUGCAUUCCCAAGCUACAAGAAAUCGUUGCUUAAAUUUUAUAUUUAAUUUAUCUUAGUUUUGGUCUAACUGCAAUUAAAUUUGAAAGAGGAUCCCUAAAGAGAACAUGCCAGUUGAAAACAUACAUAAUAACAAGGAGAAGAAUGAUAAGCUCCAGGAGUAAGGUGUUAAUUUGUAUCUUAGGAACAAUAUUAACAUACAGGUCAGAUGUCAAAUGAAAUGGGUCGCAAAGAAACACGUUACUUACAGACUUUAAACUGUGAUUCAAUGGCCCAGCAGAACAUGAAAAUGCGGCCAGUGCUACUGAAAAGGAACAGUCUGGACUCAGCAGACUUCAUGAGGCCCCCCCAGCACCGCAGGAGCAAAUCCCAGCAGGUCCGCUUCAAGGAGGAUGGUGUCAGCACCAGGGCAGAGCUGGAGGCCAGCCCUGCCCGAGACACUGCACUCACCACUGGCAAAACAGAAAUAUUUAGGGAUCACAAUUUUUUGCUAACUCAGUCUCCAACUUUUCCAAGGGCUCACAAGGGGCUUCGGAAUAUUGCCAUACAAACUUCUCCCAGCCUCAGGAAACAUUUCCCUGUUUUUAAAAGGAAAAAGCUGACAGUAAGCAAAUCACUGACAGAAAUGCCAGCAGAGCCUGCAAACUCUAUCCAGGUAAACGGCAACCUUUGUGAACCAGACAUUCUGUCCUCAGAGCUCUGCUACUUGAGGAUAAGUCAUCACUUGGAAGAUGGAUGCGGGAAUAGUGAGGUGGGCUUGGGUCAAAGGCCAUCAAAAGCACAAAGCAAUGGACCGAGGUUCUCGGGGGAUUUCUCAGUGUCAGACAAGACAACUGCGUCCACACAGGUGCCUGAAUACAUUCACGUGGGUUUCCCACAAGACAGAAACGCUCCCCUGGAUGCACCAGACACAACAACAGCUUCAAGUAAUUCACUGCAUUCUUCUACCGUCACCAACAGCCACGAAAGUCACGCAAACAGCACACUGUCAUCUGAUUCUGACAGGGCAGAGCCUUGCCUGAGCAAUUCUGGGAACUGCAGUGAGUGUAACCCCCACUCUGCUGCUCCUGAGGUGCAGAAAAGCGAUCCUGAGCCGCCUGCAGCCAGCAGAGAUGCCAGCAGUAAGGAAACUACUGCACCGUCACCCCCAUCAAAUCACAGCUCAUCUCCUCGUUUCCUCAGAGACUGUCACCAGGCAGGAGAGCACAAGCCAGGUUCCAGCUGUGUGACAUUCCCAAGUGAUGAUUGCCCCCCGGUGUCACUGCCCAGCAGCAACGCAUCCCAACCAUGUAACACUGAAAUCCAGAACAAUUGCACCCAGUCAGAUGUUUCCCAGUGUAACAGCUGUUCAGAAGGAUUUCACAUAAAGUCUUAUCCGCCAAGGAAUGAAAUAAACCCACAAAGCAACAAAGAGAUUAAUGAAAUAAAUCAAAUUCACUUGGCACAUGGAGAACUCUGUGCCCUACAAGGCAGGCUGCAGUCUGUAGAGGAAUCCUUGCAGUCCAACCAGGAGAAGAUUAAAGUUCUUUUGAAUGUAAUCCAAGACCUGGAAAAAUCCAGAGCCCUCAGUGAAGGGAGAAACUUCUACCACACUGGGCAGGACCUCAACAACUGCAGCACCUGCCAGAACACGGCGUGCAUCAUCUACAGUGUAGAAUAUGACUUCAGACAACAAGAAGGAAGAUUUCAUCAAAUUUUGAAAACACUGGAUGAUGCAGAGCAAAAUCCAGCUUCAGCUUCACCUCAGAAGCCACCACCUGAUCCUCCAGCUCCCGAGAAAAAGGAGUUAAGGAGAAAGACAAAAAAGGUGAAAAGAAAAUGCUUCUGGUGGAUUUGACUUCCUCAUGCAUCCUUUUACAUUUCAAAAGACAUUGAAACAGAAAGAACUUGAGAGCACACACCUGAAAAUGUGCUGUUAUGAAAUCACAAAGGUUAAGAAUGUUUAAUUAGAGUAUCUGAAAAAUCAAAAUAAUUGAAUUUAAUUAAAUUAGCUCACUGAACAAAGGUGCAUGAAGAUACUAUUUUCAAGAAAAGAAAUGGAUUCUUUGAAAAGGAAGUUCUCUUUUUUUUUCCAAGGACACUUUCAUAUGCUUUGUAAAGACCUUUUUUUCAACUUUCCAAAAAGAACAAGGUUCAAAUCUCUACUUUAAAAAGCAAUGGUAGACAAAGCUAAGCAUGCCACACAGCCUUUAUUUUCCAUUUAUAAGCAACAUCAACUAAAAGGAAAAAUCUUCAUCAAGCUUUGAACAAAACAUUAUCAAGAACAAAUUCAGGGAAACCUAAAUUGUUCAAACAAAUCUCUCCUCUAAGGAGACAAUUAUUAUUAUUUCACAUCCUCACUGAAAUAUUUUUGUUGCUGUCAUCUUAUAUUAAACAACAAACAAAAGAAUUCAGGUUAAGUUUUAACUUUGCCCUUUUCUUUGUUUGUUAUAAAAAAACACCUUUUGGAAGUCAUUUAAUGGACUUCUCUGAAAAGAACUGGGGCGUUGUAAAACCAGAGAAUGUCACAGUAACUCUUGUCUUAAAUCCCUGCCCAAGCAAGGUCCAGUUCAGUGAAUUUGAGUUGUGAGUAUCUUCAAGGACAAGAAUCCUCAGCUUCUUGGGGAAGGCUGUUCCAGGUUUUCCUGACACCCAGUCUGAGUUUCCUGCAUUCUGACUGUGCCCAUCACAUCUGGCUCUGUCCAAGUGCACCUGCAAGAAGAGCUACGUGGACAAUGAGACCUCUCUCCUACAUCUUCACUUCUAAAGGACUCAACAAACCCAGUUCUCAUUGCCUCUCAUCUCCCAUGCUGCAGCCACAGCCAUCCUGGUGGCGUGAGUUGAUUUCUUUCAUACACCUGGAAGCCUAAAACUGAACACGACCCCUCAGAGGUCAUCACCCAAUUGCUGGAUAAAGAGGAAUUACUAUUUUGGCUACUGUCUUACUGAAUCAUUUGCCCAUCCAUUUAAGACCUCUAUUGCUGUACCAAAAUAUCCCCAGAUUUAUUUUUUUUUGCCUUAAGAUGUAAAUUAAUAUAUGAUAAAAAAUGGAACAUAAAAUAAUAUUUAGUGAACUGAUCUGUAUUGCACAAAAAAUAUAUAUGCUGAAAAGAUUUUAUCAAUUGUCAAUGCAGCUACUUCUUUCCUCCAAAAAUACUCAAGGUUCCAUUAGCACAGGGUGUGCCAAUGGAACCCAAUUUAUGAUUGGUGAUCCCAUUAUUUUACUCACAAAAACAUGGUCACCUUUCAUAUGGGGGCAGGGGGGAAAAGGUUUCCCAAAGCAAGUCAAGUGGAAUGUACUGCAGACCUUUUCUUAGAAGUAGCCCUGGUUCAGGGUAUUCAUAGAUUAAUCCCUGCAUCUUAUUUUUCUAAGUAAUCCUGUAUUAAUUGUGCAAUGUUAGUUUUAAAUGUCUGUACACUUUUUGUACACUUCUGUGUUCCUUGAAUUCCUAGAGUUAAUUACACAUUUGAAAAUACAUUAAAAAAUUUUUGCACUGAAGAACUUUGUCUGGAAGAACUAAUUUCUUUAUAAAAUAAAUCUUUAAGAAGAAAAUUUGUAAUAGGCCAUGGCUUAAUUUAUCAAAAUUCUAAAGGACUGACACUUAAAAACCAUUUCCAUGUUAAUUUCUGUUAGUACACAAAUGACAGGAACAAAACUGUUGUUAUUGUAGAGGUUUUUCAGAAGGAAAUUAUUUUUUUACUAAUGUCUUUAGAUGCCUUUAGUGAGACAGAAAAGCUCUUGAAUAAUAGGUUGUGGUUAUAAAAAAAGGUAAGAAUUAAAUGACUCCAUCAGAACACAUCACUGUGUUAAACUCAAGUACAUGCACUGCUUGUGCUGCUGUGCCAACAGCAUUCCUUUUUUGCUUUAGUAUUUAUAAUUGAUGCAGUGAAGGAUUUAUUAGUGUAUAAAUUAUUCUUGUGCAUUAAAAUAAUACUUUAAGACCAAUAUCCCCUGUGGUAAAGUAUAAUAAUAAGCAACACCAAGAGCUUUAACACAAGUAAAACCAGCAAGUUUUUUUUCUGUAUUGAACCCAUUUUUAUUAAUUUAUGAUACAAAAGCCAUCCUUUUGCCUUUCUUUUUGUUGACAAGCACAAAAAGUGCUCAUUUGAAGCUAUCUGAUUUGGGUUUGCCCACAUAAUGUAUAUGAUGCUUUCAAUUUAUUUUCAAAAGAUCCAGGUAAUUUAAUUUGAACAAACCACACUCCUUUGACUCACCACAUAGCACCAAUCAAUUCCUGGGGUCAGGAGAAC
This is a messenger RNA of Passer domesticus (house sparrow), 5130 nucleotides long. It is a transcript of the gene INSYN2B, whose product is annotated as inhibitory synaptic factor family member 2B. The record is from RefSeq and is a predicted model, not a curated record. Lineage: Eukaryota; Metazoa; Chordata; Aves; Passeriformes; Passeridae. The coding region runs from base 1109 to 2737 and encodes 542 amino acids. The transcript is spliced from 4 exons.